UUAACAAGCAUUUCUGCCAGUUACAAAUAGUCCCUUUAAAUAAACCAUGAAAAAAAAAAAUUUAAAAAAAAAUUUUAAAAAAAAAUACCAAGGGCCCCUACAGCUUGCAGCCAUCGUGGGCCCUCCACCAAAAUGUAGACCUACGUCACCACUUCCGCCCAACACCCCCCCUCCCUCCUCUUCCUCCUCUUCCUCCUCCCUCCUCCUCCUCCUCCUCCUCCCUCCCCCGGCGUCGUUGGAGCUGCUCGGCUGCCUGCAAUCCAACAUGGAGUAGAGAGAGAUGGGGCUCUAGCGGGGCCACCCCUCGGUAACAAACAGCGACGACGCGCUUUUUACGCACAACUGGAACCGGAGUCGUCGGUGAAAAAACAUGCGCCUUAGGACUUAAAAACGGAGAGUGUUGUGUGCCUUGUGUGUGUGUGUGUUUGGAGAGAGAAGAGAAGAGAAGAAGAGCUGGAUUCGGCUACUAAAUAGUCUGUAUAGGCUACCUACUGGAGGCUGGUAAAGUUCUUGGAAAAAGGAGCAUUUGUGAUCCAGAAGCUGCUUUGAGGUUGGAAAAGUGCAGGAAAAAGAAGAGCCAGAGAGCAGACACUCCGCACACAAAGGCUUCAGGGGGGAUUUAUGCUUUAUGCGGAAUUGGAGACAGAAUAUCGGAGGUGAAAGAAUGACGAUGACGAGCGAAAAGUAUGCAACCGCCUUGGUACAUUACCUGAGGUGAAGCGAGAAAAUGAUAGAAGAAACACACCCAAACGAUGACAGCUACAUCGUGCGUGUGAAAGCGGUGGUGAUGACGCGGGACGACUCGAGCGGCGGCUGGCUGGCCCAGGACGGCGGCGCUCUGAGCAGGGUUGGCGUGUGCCGCCUCCUGCUGCCAGAGCUGUCGCUCAUGCCGACCUCCGGCAGCUCCCAGUUCCUCAUUCGUGGUGAGCGGCUUCGGGACAAACAGGUGAUCCUGGACUGUCCGCUGAGGAAGGACCUUGUGUACACCAUAGCAACGCCCACAUUUCACCAUUGGAAGGUGGAGGACAGGAAGUGUGGCCUGUCCUUCCAGAGUCCAGCGGACGCCAGAGCGUUCGACAGAGGGGUACGGAAAGCCAUCGAGGACCUGGCUGAAGGCUCCACAACCUCCUCAACAGCACUCCAGAAUGAGGGCGAGCUGGGUGACGACGACGUCUUCACCAACACCACAGACAGCUCAUCCAACUCCUCCCAGAAGCUGGAGAGCUCUCUGCAGCCGCUCGAGUCCUCGCCCCUUCCGCAGAGACACAAGUGCAUGCUGGGACUUCGCCACGACCUCCACGACCCCUACCGGCUCUCAGACCACUACUUCUUGGACCAGCCGUUGUCUCGGCUUCCCCGUCAUGUCACCUUCCAGGAGGACGAGGAAAUCGUGCGCAUCAACCCUCGGGAGCGCAGCUGGGAGCGCACCACCGAGCGUCACUAUGGACGCCCGUCGGAUCGCUCCUGGCUCACGGGCUACGAGGACUACCGCCACGCCACAGUGCGUGACAAGUUCAUCCAACCGGACGACUCCGAGUCUUACGUCCACUUUGCCAAGACGGAGUCGCAGAAGCACGACUACACCUAUCCUCUGGCACCGGCGCUGUCGCCCUCAGACUCUGACCCCGCCCUCGGACCCUUGGUCGUUAAGGACCACGGCGGCUCGUAUCGCCAGGGCUUCUCCUCUGUGGUCUCCGCCCAGCCUCGCUCCUUCCUCCCGAGCUCCUCGCCGUCCACCAAUGGCGGGAAGGGCCGGAAGGAGGACGGGUUGGAGCGCGCUCAGUGCGAGCACUGCGGCGAGGCCUUUUUCAUCUCCGACAACCGGAGAGGCCGGUGCCACGACGCGCCGGACCCCGUGCGGGCGUGCAUCCGGCGGGUCAGCUGCAUGUGGCUGGCAGACACCAUGCUCUACCACUGCAUGUCCGACCCAGAGGGGGACUACUCGGACCCCUGCUCCUGUGACGGAGGCGAGGGCAGCGGGGGAGGCCGGCUCGGCUCACGCUGGUUAGCUCUGCUCGGCUUGUCCCUGGUGGCGCCCUGCCUCUGCCUCUACCCACCUCUCCACGCUUGCCACCGGGCGGGGCUCAGGUGCGGCUGCUGCGGAGGCCGACACAAAGCCCUGAGCUGAGCAGCCGCGCUUGGAGACCUCUCAGAGGACAAACACGUAAACCCAACGCAAGCACAGGGAAAGGGAAGGACGGGGAAACACACAGAGGGGACAAGUGGUCACGGCUGCUCACUCUCUUGCCUUGGUUUCUCUGGGAUUCUCUACAAAUUCCAGACACUGAAAUAAGCCAAAAAAAAAAACUAUUGGUGCAUUUUCUGAACGGCCUGGGAAGAUAAGCUCCCCCUUACGGCAGACAGUUCUCUCAGCUCUCCACGUGGCCAUUUCAUGCUCUGUUUCUAGUGAGAGAGCACUCUUUUUCAGGGGGCCUUUUUUUUUUAUAGCUGACCUAUAUGUCAUGUAUCACAUAUGCAGGUACUUUAUACUUUGUACACUGACUCGGCGUCAAAGAACUUGAAUUGUUUCUUUGUUUUUUUUCUCUCCUUUUGAUGUACGCGUGGCCAUUUUGUUUAUUCCAAUAUCAGGCCCGCUCAGCUCAACUCCAGCUACAAGAGAAAUCA
Molecule: messenger RNA, 2625 nt
Organism: Sebastes umbrosus (honeycomb rockfish)
Lineage: Eukaryota; Metazoa; Chordata; Actinopteri; Perciformes; Sebastidae
Product: sprouty-related, EVH1 domain-containing protein 2-like
Exons: 6
Coding region: 728-2128 (466 amino acids)
Biological process (GO): negative regulation of MAPK cascade; multicellular organism development
Cellular component (GO): membrane
Molecular function (GO): protein kinase binding
Source: RefSeq, a predicted model, not a curated record